Messenger RNA from Nicotiana attenuata, 1638 nucleotides. RefSeq lists its product as uncharacterized. NCBI's taxonomy places the organism in Eukaryota, Viridiplantae, Streptophyta, Magnoliopsida, Solanales, Solanaceae. The transcript has 8 exons. The coding region runs from base 81 to 1472 and encodes 463 amino acids. The record is from RefSeq and is a predicted model, not a curated record.
UGGCAUGUUUUUUUUUGUUAAUGUAUUGGCAUGUCAAGUAAUACAGCAGCUCCCUGCAAUUGCACUUUAACACAAAUGCCAUGAACCUCUCUCUGUAUAUCUCACCCUCCAGGUCCAUUCACUUCACUUCUACAGAGCGAUGUAGUUCCUUCCACCACCACCGUCACUACGUCAUUUCCCGACGAGUUUCCCCCUCUCCUCCCCGUCGCCGCCAUCUGCGCCGCCGUCUCCUUAAAAAGUUCUAUCCUAAUCUCACCGAAGACACCACCUCUCCUCCCCCGACCGAUCAAAGCCUCCACUUCAUUCUCACCGUCGAUGAUUUACCUACCAAAUCCUUGUACUCAGUCAAGGACCUUCUCGAUUCGAAGCUCAGCGAAUUCGUCGACUCUAGCCGAGCCGCCAUUAAAGACUUGCAAACUCUCAUCCGUAUAGAUAGCAAUAACGGUAGAGUUCUGUUCUCCUGCAGAAGGUCCACCGUUCAAUUCCUAGGUACUCUAGUAAUUACCAGUUUCGUAGUUAUUUUCACUCUUAGGGCUAUUUUUAAGCUUCUAGUUCUAGGGUUACGAAUGAACAACGAACGAAACAACAACGUUGAAUUAGUGUAUAAAAGAGACCGUAGUUUGGGUGGAAAAGAAGUACUUGUUGCCAAAAAUGAGACAGUUUAUAGGAAGAAACCAAAUGUGUUGGAUAGUGAAGACAGAAACAGCAAUUGGGACUGGGGAAGUCGAAUUAGGUUUUCGAGGAGGCGAAGGAAGAAGAGCUCGGUGGAGAAGUUGCCAAAAUGGUGGCCUGUUUCGACUUCUAGUUCGGAUCAAGUUGGAGCAGAGAAUCAAGAGGAGUAUCAGAGAAUGGCCAAUAGAUUGAUUCGAGCCAUCUUGGACAAUAGAAUGACGGGGAAGGACAUUUUGGAGGAUGAUAUAAUUCAAUUACGAUGUAUAGGGAGGGUAUCAGGCGUGAAAGUUUCAUUUGAUACUGAGAAUGCACGGGAUACCCUUUAUCGUGUGGCAAUCGACUUUGUUCUUAAUCAUUGUGAAAGCACUGCAAAUCAGUCAGCUUUUGUUCUAAUUGGUGGUGAAGAAGCACAAAACUUCAUUGCUGGGCUUGCUGAUAAUGUUGGACUUGACAAUACUCGGGCUGCAAGAAUGGUUUCUGCAGCUGUUGCUGCACGCACUAGGUCAAGGUUCUUGCAAGCUUGGGCCUUGGAAAUGCAAGGAAAUCAUUCUGAAGCUGCCGUGGAACUGUUUAAAAUAUGUGUAAUUCACCAGAUAUUUCCUCCUGAAGAGUUCUCGCCUGAGAUGGAGAUGGUGGCUCGUGGACUUGAGAAACACUUAAAAGUAGAUCAGAGGGAAUUCCUAAUGAACACUCUUCUACGUGUGUGUGGUGAUCAGAGCAGGAGAAGUGUGGCUGAAGCUCUGGGCCUGAUGUACUCGAAGGAUAACAUCAUUCAUCAACAGGAAAACAAGUAUACGUAAAUCACUAAUUUAAUUUUGCACUCUUGUUGCGUACAUGAAAUGAUUUUUAAAGAUGAUGAAUGAUGUUUCAAUACUCUGAAGGACUUUGGACAACAAUUAGUACUACUACUGUAUGCAACAACGUUCCAGAAUAUUUCAAAUGGAUUAUUAAAUUUAUCAUGUAAAA